UAUUCACAACUCUUCUUGGCCUUGGUGAUUCAGCAGCGACUAGUAAUAGCUGUCGUUAUGAAUUUGAUAAAUUUCCGAAGUCAUUACGUUACUUUCCUGACCAUCCUAUGUUGUGCGUCAAUUGAGACAUUUGCUCAUUCGAAAUUCUAUGUCAAUUUGAUGAAAACAACCAACUUCGCAGGAGAAAACGUGGAACAUGAACCAGCCGCAGCUCCUGAUACGGUUAAUAACCAUCGUCCGCCACCUAAGCUCCGGGGUAGUAACGGCGCAAACACCGAUAGAAUUUUCCGAGCAAUUUGGGACCUUCCAAACUCCUGCAAGGAACGUUUUGGCAUAGAGUUGCCGCUGUCGGAUUUCGGGAUUGAAUUUAACAGUAAUCACCAAGGUACUGGUGGCAAUGUGAUCAACCUGUUCUAUUCAAACGAGCUUGGACUGUAUCCUCGUUACGAAUACGCAGCUGGCAGUAAAAGUACUAAAAGUACACCCAUUCCCAUCAAUGGAGGAUUGCCACAGCUAGCCAACAUCACCCAGCACCUAGAGAAAUCUGCAGCAGACAUCAUGAGCACCAUCCCAGACCCAAACUUUGAUGGUGUCAGCGUCAUUGACUGGGAGGCUUGGCGUCCCCAGUGGCAUGAUAACUUUGACACGCUUGCUGUCUACCAACAAGAGUCCAUUGCCCAUGUGAAAAAGAUGCAUCCUGAGUGGGACAAUGCCACGGUUGAAUUGGUUGCAAAGCUGGAGUGGACCGAGGGUGCCAAGCUGUUUAUGGAGAGCACUCUGAAACUGGGAACGACCCUGCGACCGAAGGCUUCAUGGGGCUACUAUGCGUACCCGUACUGCUUCAAUAACAAAGAAACAGCUAACAUGAGUUGCACAGCUACAGCAGUGGCAACUAACAAUGAUGUCAUGUGGUUGUUCAACGAGAGCAGUUCCCUCUAUCCUUCCAUCUAUCUCAGACCGACACACACCAAUCAGAAAGCAUAUGUCAAGAGCAAGUUGGAGGAGGCCUUCAGAGUGAGAGAUAGAUCCGGUGACCCUCAAGGAGUUGUCUUCAGCUACACCAGAUUCAACUACAGCCACACAGGUUUCUUCUAUAGUCUGGAAAACUUGAACGACACCAUUCUCCAGUCUGCCGAGUUGGGAGUCGAUGGUGUCAUAUUUUGGGGGGACAAUUUUGAUGACAAGAGUGCUGAGGCUUGUUCGCAUUUACAGAGCUAUAUCAAGAGUGCCUUAGGUCCGACAGUGAGGAUGUCGCAGGAAGGGGCGGAGUCUUGCAGCAAGAGGAUAUGUAGUGGAAAGGGGCGUUGCGUCGGGGAUAUAUUGAAAUGCGGGGGAACAAGAAGGUUGCCUGCAGGAGCAAGGAGAAAGGGUACUGAGGAGGGGGAUAGAGGGGGGAAUGUCUGCACCUGUAGAUGUUUCAGAGGUUGGACAGGCAAGGAUUGCAGUGUACCAGUAAAAGAAAAGUUAAACAAUUAAUUAAAAAUACAGAGUGAAUGAGAAAAGGAUCCAAAUGUCAUGAAUUUUAUGGCAGUUGUGAAGAUCGAGCACAAAGUGUCAGCUAGAGCUAGUUCUCUAUUUUUGUAAACAAAUAUAUAUUUUUUUUAAAUAUUACAUUCCAGGAUUAAUUUCCAAGAAAUAUUUUAUAGAUUGAGAAAUAUAUAAACAUGAAACCAUGGGGACAGUUUCAAAUUUACACAAUCAUGAUAAUAUACGUGCAAAUGCAUGAUAAUGUUCUGAGGAAUAUGAAUUGAACAAAUUCAUGUAUAAAAAAAAUUGCAAGGGAAAAUACCACGUACAUGAAAUCCUAAUUCUUUUCAAAAUGGUGCUGGCAAUAUGGUUUUGAUCUUCAGAAGUAAAAAAAGACAUAACGUAGUAUGCAAAAUAGUAUGCAUUUAGUAUAUUGAUUUUGCUCAAACAUUUACGCUCUUCAAUUUAAAUCUCUAGUGCUACCGGGCGUGCAAACUUGUAUCCCAAAUCCAAAUUUGUGAGAUGAAAGGUUCAGUGCAUAUUAUAUCUGUACAGUGCUUAGACACAUCGUUGUAUCGAUGUAUUGGGCGCUAAAUAAAAGCGGAAAAUUAUUAGAUUACUAAAUUUUAAGGUUGGUAGAAGCUUAAACUACCCGUCAUGAUCACACCAACCAAUUACAUGCUUUUGUAUCAACUCUUCAGUCCUAGUGCCUUUCCUAAAUUGUUCAUUUUCUUGUGUAUACUGAAUAGUUACAGAGAGGGGAUACAUGUAGAUUAGUAGUCCAUGGAGAUAUAAAACAGCGAAGCUUAUAUUCGAUCUCUGUGGCGGGACAAAAAUUCAUCAGGAAUACCGGUACUGGUACAGUAACUGACUGGUCAGCUGGUAAUCUUGUCAAAGCUAACAAGAAUUUGACUGUGUACUGCUAUGACUGAAAAACAUGACAACAGUGACAUGUGGCCUAUGACUAGGACAAAAAUCUCGCUCAGCAAAACAUCCUUCCCACCCAUUCAGGGAAUUUUCCACAUGAAUACAUAAACAUUAUGUUAACUCUCGCUAUAAUCUUUGUAACCUUUAGCCAGGUAAAAGAUCGCGAUCGAUCUUCGUAAUCGGAUGGCGGUAUCCUGAAGUUGGCAUUACACCUUCACAUUGCAAACUUUAGCGUCUGGUCCUGGAUAUAUACAUGUAAGAGCUAUAUAAGACUUGGAACAGUUAACUGCUUCAACGAAACCACUCGUGAUUUUGAAUGUCACUUCUUACUUUCCUUCAUCUGUUCCCCAUCUAAGGUAAGCACAUGCUCCAAAUGCAAUCACUGAUGCAUCACAAAGAUGCGUAGGUUUGGCUUACCGACUGCAUCGCUAGGUGUCAGACAACUCUCCAAAUUCACAUUGUUAGGUGUCUGACAUCUCUCCAUUUUUACAUUGUUAAUUUUCUUCAUCUCUUUGAAGAACUGUUUCCAUUUAGAUUGACCGUUUUCUGACAGCUCAGCAUCCCAGUCAAGUCCUUCCUCCCACAGCUUUUGCAGUCCUACAUGUAUCUUAAAUUGUACUACGAAAGCUGCUGCUCAUCCAAUAGGGUCAAAUAUGAGAGCUAAUUGACUCAGAAUCCUUAUCUUUAAUUGUUAUUCUAUUGGCAUGGGUUAUAUUCUCAUUCAGACAUCUGAAUCAUCUCCCCCAUACAACCCUGAGGACCUUUUCAUCACUGAAUGUUUUCAGCAGUUUGGGACAUCUUUUCUCUGCCUCAUGUCGUGACAAAGGUUUGUUAGAUCUCCAUUCUUUCACAUGGAAGCCUCCAUCAACCAGGAUAGUGUUGACAUCACUGCUAAGCUCCUCAGCCUCAGACGUCUUUGGUACAGAAAUACAAAUAUUAUCUUGUCUUAUAUAUUCUGUGGUUUAGGGCUGACGCUGCUCGUGAAUACUUCCUUGCCCCCUCUGUUGUCUUCCCCGAAGCCAUCUGUGCCAUGGUUGGGGCCGGUUUAUCACCAAAUGUGACGACUUUCAUCACAAUUACCUCACGAUUCUGUUUUUGACUCAGAUUAUUCCAGAGGAAGCGAUGAAAAAGUUACCCCCUCUCUGGUAUUAUUACUCUGUGAUACAUCUUGGAUAUGUCUGCGCACAGAGCCCCAUCAUGUUCUCUUAAUCUCAACAACACCUGAACAAGCUGUUGAACACGAUUCGGAAGGGCGAGCUUUUCUUCUCGGGUCUUACGAUGGCAUGAUGAGAUAUGUAGUACACAGGGCCAGUGUAUGACUCAGAUUCUUUAUCAGAAAGCUCCUGGCAAAAUUCAUCCACGCCAUCUCCUUUAUCUCAUUUAAUAAUUCAUUCAUUUUAUUUCCAAUUCUUGUAAAAAUUUCAUUCAACAAUACAUUAUAC
Molecule: messenger RNA, 3836 nt
Organism: Strongylocentrotus purpuratus (purple sea urchin)
Lineage: Eukaryota; Metazoa; Echinodermata; Echinoidea; Camarodonta; Strongylocentrotidae
Product: hyaluronidase 1
Exons: 3
Coding region: 58-1476 (472 amino acids)
Biological process (GO): hyaluronan catabolic process; carbohydrate metabolic process
Molecular function (GO): hyalurononglucosaminidase activity
Source: RefSeq, a predicted model, not a curated record